AUGCGUCAUGUAGAUGCGCUCAGCAGGGUGUCUUGUCUGUUGCUUGAAGAUACGUUGCAUGAUCGACUUCAGCAAGCACAGGAAGUGGACGACUGGGUCCGAGCAGUUGUUAAGGUAUUGGAACAUGAGGAGUAUGAAGAUUUUUACGUGAAGCAGGGUGUGCUCUAUAAAGAUCCCAUCAAGGAACUUAUAGGAGCCAGACUUGAGGCCGUGGCCAAGGAGGAUCUUCCUCUUUAUCCUAGGGCUCGCGUCUGGCUGCCGGCCGAACCUUCCACUCCGAGUGAGAUUGAGGAAAUCCUCAAAUAUUGCAAUCCCUCACUUCCAACGCAGGACUGGAAAGUCUUAUGGCUGGAGAGAACUGAUGAACCGAAUCGGCAAGCGCUGAUAAUGCUAAACACGGAAUCCAUCGGUCCUCUCAGCAAAACAAAGGGAGCCAUAAGCUAUGGUUUUGAGAUGGUAGUGCUGAAAGUACUUCCAUCGGAUGCCAGAGCUGAUGGCCUCCAAGCUGUGGUGCCUGCGGUGGAGGUGUCGAAGGGUACUGACGGUCAAACGACCGUGGAAAUCGGUGCGACAGAGGGCGCCGACGGUCAAAUGACCGUGGAAGUCGAUCCGGAUCUCUCGGAUGUGGCGAGUGUUGGAGGCGGUUCUUCGACUGGCGACUCCGUUUUCAGCCUCGAACGACUGUUUAAGGAGGUUCGGGUCGAUCACGACUUGGGCGCUGAAAUAGCGCUCCUGGAGGAAAGUCUGAAGGAUGAAAUUCCUCCAGAUUAACCUCCAGCAUGCGAAGGCGGCCUCCGCCAAUCUUUUGCUCGGUCUGGAACAAGACGGAGCUGAUGUCGUCCUGAUCAAGGAACCGUGGCUGACUGGUAACGGGAUAUCUGGAUUGAGGACAAAGAGCCAUAGGCUCCUGUCGGCCAAGGAUGCAGCGCUGACAUUGUGACAGCGAAACUGGAGUGUGACACCGGAGAUUUCUGGCUUAUCUCCGCAUACAUGCCACACGAUGAUGUGGUGGAGCCACCUCCCCUAAUGCUGAGAAAGACCUUAGCCGAAGCGUCUAAGACUGGCACUGGCGUCAUCAUCGGUUCCGACGCUAACUCGCGGCACCAGAACUGGGGAAGCUCGGAUACGAACAGUAGAGAAGAACUCCAACGUUCGCUGCAUACGCAAAUGUCAAUCAACCAAUACAAAAAAGAAAGGAAUUUUACCAAUACAAUACAGG
This is a messenger RNA of Bactrocera neohumeralis, 1219 nucleotides long. RefSeq lists its product as uncharacterized. The record is from RefSeq and is a predicted model, not a curated record. NCBI's taxonomy places the organism in Eukaryota, Metazoa, Arthropoda, Insecta, Diptera, Tephritidae. The transcript has 4 exons. Bases 1 to 771 code for a protein of 256 amino acids.